Messenger RNA from Betta splendens (Siamese fighting fish), 2763 nucleotides. It is a transcript of the gene lmnb1, whose product is annotated as lamin B1. The coding region runs from base 211 to 1974 and encodes 587 amino acids. The transcript has 11 exons. Lineage: Eukaryota; Metazoa; Chordata; Actinopteri; Anabantiformes; Osphronemidae. The record is from RefSeq and is a predicted model, not a curated record.
CACAACGUAACGCUUACAACGAGCCGCCAUAUUAGGAAGCCAAGCCCCUCGUUCAUUCGGUCAAGAAAAGAGUGAAAACACUUCCAGGACAAAUUUUCCAAGCGCCGCUUAAUCCGCUGUUUGAAUUGAGCAUUCGAGUACUUAGCACCGGCGCUACCCUGGUGUGUUUGCCCUCCACCUUUAUUCGGCUCUUUUAGUCACUCUUCUACAAUGGCGACCGCGGCAGCUACUCCGAUCGGCCAAAGAAGCACGUGCGGCGGCGGAACGCCGAUGAGCCCGACCAGAAUCACCAGGCUGCAGGAGAAGCAGCAACUCCGGGACCUCAACGACCGCCUGGCCGUUUACAUCGACAAAGUCCGGAGUUUGGAGUCUGAAAAUGAAGUCCUGCACCUGCAGAUCAGCGAGAAGGAGGACGUGAGGAGCCGGGAGGUGACCGGCUUGAAAGCCCUGUAUGAGACCGAGCUGGCCGACGCCAGGAGGAGUCUGGAUGACUCGUCCAAGGAGCGGGCCUGGCUGCAGAUCGAGCUGGGGAAGCUGAAGAGCGAGCACGAGCAGCUGCUGCAGAACUACAAUAAGAGGGACUCUGAGGCAGCAGCAGCCCAGGCCCGGCUUAGGGACUUGGAGGCUCAGCUGAACUCCAAAGAGGCCAUGCUCACUACGGCGCUGUCUGAGAAGAGGAGCCUGGAGGCGGCCAUGGCUGAGCUGCAGGAACAGCUGCAGGAGCUGGACUCAAGCCUCGCUCAGGCCAAGAAGCACCUUGCUGAUGAGAUGCUCCUACGCAUCGACUUGGGGAACCGUUGCCAGAGUCUGACGGAGGAAAUGGACUUUAGGAAGAGCAUGCAUGAGGAAGAAGUGAAGGAGGCUCGGCAGAGGUACGAGAGCCGGCUGGUGGAGGUGGACUCCGGCCGGAAGGAGGAGUACGAGUGUAAACUGACCCAGGCGCUGGUGGACAUGAGGGCUCAGAACGAGGAGCAAAUCAAUAUCUACAAGGACAACAUGGAGAGCACCUACAUGGCAAAGCUCGAGGACCUACGCAGCUUGUCUGACAUGAACGGAGCAUCAGCCAACGCGGCCCGAGAGGAGCUCAGAGAAUCCUCCCAGAGGAUCGAGAGUCUCACUGUCCAGCUGUCUGCUUUGCAAAAGGAGAGUCGUGGUUGGCAUGAUCGUAUAUCCGACCUCGAAGCUGCGCUGAUGCAGGAGAAAGACAACAGUCGCAGGAUUCUGACAGAGAAGGACCGAGAGAUCGCUGAAAUCCAGGCCAAGAUGCAGGAACAGCUGAACGAAUAUGAACAGCUGCUAGACGUGAAGCUGGCCCUGGACAUGGAGAUCAAUGCCUACCGGAAACUCCUGGAGGGAGAGGAAGAAAGACUGAAGCUGUCUCCGAGCCCUUCAUCUCGCGUGACGGUGUCUAGAGCCUCAUCCAGCAGCCGCAGCGUGCGGACCACUCAGGGGAAGAGGAAGCGGAUUGAUGUGGAGGAGCAGGAAGCCAGCAGCUCGGUGUCCAUCUCCCACUCCGCCUCGGCGACGGGACCCGUUAGCAUCGAUGAGGUCGACACCGACGGCAAAUUCAUUUCCCUUCAUAACAGCGGCGAUGAGGACCAGGCCAUGGGUGGUUAUGAGAUUAUUAAGACGAUUGGAAGUUCUACAGCUGCCUACAAGUUCACACCCAAAUACGUCCUGAAGGCCGGACAUAAAGUCACGGUGUGGGCGUCUGAUGCUGGAGUGAGCUCUAAACCUCCCACGGAUCUGGUUUGGAAGAAUCAUCCAUCCUGGGGUUCAGGGAAAGAUGUCCACAUAGUGCUGAGCAACCCUCAGGGGGAGGAGGUGGCAAAGAGAACCACAACAUACACAACUGGGGUGGAGGCAGAGCGAUGUGAUGAUGACGAUGAGGAUGAUGACAGAGCUAUUGAGGAAGACCUAUUUCACCAGCAGGGAGAAGCUCCCGCUGCCAAGAGAGGCUGCUCCAUCAUGUGAUCCUCCUCCACCAGACCAAGUUAGUCUGCUCACAACUAUUUUUCUACAACUAUCUUUUGUAGUGGAUUUCAAUAAAAUGGAUUUUAUUUUGUCUUGUUUCUCAUAAAAAUACAAAACAUAUUUUUGACAUGUGAACGAGGUUUGUUUUUGUAGAUCCUAAUACUCUUUGGUUUUAUCAUGUGACAAGUAGCUGAACCCAAGGACAGACUCUGUUGUUAAGAAGCCAUGAGACAUGUGUGAAGUUUUAAUGUUUGUUUCUUUUUCUUUUUUUUUUUUUUGAUGAUAAAGUUAUUUUAAAAACAGAUGUCAGUAAUGGUAAUGGGCUGAUUUUGGUCUGUUUUCUUGUUUUUAGAUCCUUAAUGUUGGAUUUGGUAAAAGAAAAUGUAAAAGCAUGUGAACUUAAAGCUCCUGAAUGAAAACAUGUUAAAUGACAUUUUUCAGUAUGAUGAUAGACAAAAAAUGAUUGUAUUCCUAAGAAAGAUCAAGUGAAUGUUUCAGUGAGUUCCUUUAGGGCCUGUGUGGAAUUAGAGUCAGGCUUUGACUUAAAGUGAUGCGAGUUCACUACAGAACAUGGAAUUUCAGUCUAAGGCCUGUUUCCUUGUACAUAAAAACUCGUUUCGUCAGAACAAUUGGCAAGUGUGACAAACUUCCACAAACAAGGGCUUUAGACGCUGCACCUAUAUUUACCAAGUAUUGGUCUUAUCCUAAUGUUUUAUAUUUGCUGUGUGUUUGGUGUCUGUGCAUGCUCUAGCUGUAAUCUUUAUAGUUGAGAUUAAAUGUUUUCUUAUA